AUGGCUCGUUGUUCUUUUGACAAUCAUUUGCUAAGCUUAGUUGGUACAUUGGCUAUCGGGGCCACAUUAGUGAUGCUUCGACCGGAAGGCAAUAUGGAUCUAGAAUAUCUUGUUAGUGUACUCGAUCAAAAGCAGAUCACAGUCAUGCAUGCAGUUCCAUCGCUUCUGACUAGUUUAUUUAACUUUCUCACCAAAAAUGAGCGUACAGCAGCAGUAAAAUGGUUACGAUCUCUAUGCAGUGGAGGAGAAGCUGUGAAUAUUAAACAAAUUAGGCUAUUUCAAAAGUCAGUUGAUGAGCGAUGUCGAAUUCAAAACCAUUAUGGUCCAGCUGAAAUCACUAUCAACUGUGCUUGUUAUGUAACUGGUUUAAGCAAACAUCAAACAAGCAUUCCUCUUGGUCACCUCCUACCCAAUUAUCAAUGUUGUAUUUUGGACGAGUUUUCACAGUUUGUUUGCAUUGGUCACGAAGGGGAACUGUCUGUGAGUGGUGUAGGUAUCUUUGCUGGAUAUUUUUGCCGUGAUGACUUGACAGCAAAAGCAAUAACCAACAUCAAUGGGGAGAUGUGGUACAAAACAGGUGAUCUUGUUACAAUGGAUAACAAUGGUCUUCUUCAUUAUCAAGAAAGAAAAGAUCAUCAAAUUAAAUUACAUGGACAACGAAUUGAGUUAGGAGAGAUCGAACGAUGUUUACUUAACAUUGUAUCCAUUUCUGCUUGUACCGUUAUUAAAUGGAACAAAGAUCAUUUAGUUGCUUAUAUUCAGAGUUCCGAUAUUGACGAAACACAAUUACGUGAACAUUGUCAAUCACAUUUACCACCUCAUAUGAUUCCAUCUUUAUUUAUUAUUCUGGAUAAACUACCUUUGAAUGCAAACGGAAAAAUAGAUCGAAAACUCCUUCCAUCACCUAACUUUUCAUCUAUACAUCUCACAAACAUUAUAAAACUAGUACUACCAGCAAAUGAUAUUGAAGUUAGUAUUCAUCAUAUUUGGUGCGACUUAUUAAAACAAAAACAAAUCUCAACUAACACGAAUAUCUUCAGUAUUGGUGGUCAUUCAUUACUUAUCAUGCAACUCUUCCAUCAAUAUAAAACACAAUUUCAUCUAGAAAUGAAUUCUCUUUCUAUUACUGAUCUAUUUCAACAUCCAACAAUUGCUGGUCAUGCUCAACUUAUUCAUCAAAUCAAAAGUAUCAAACAGGACAAUCAUGACUAUCAUUGGUCGUCAUUACAUAUCAUGAAAGCAAAAACUUCAUAUGCUCAAGAAAGAAUCUAUUUAGAUGAACAAAUUCGGUUUUCAUCAACAAAUAAUAAUACUAACAACAUGUAUGUUAUUCCAUUACUUUAUCGAAUUUCAUCUAUGAAUGAUCAUAUAUCUAUUUCACGAUUACAACAUGCAUUUCAAUCUAUCAUUACAAAACAUCAAAUUCUUCGAACAGUACUCACUCUCGAUGCAAAUGGAACUAUUAUUCAACAUUGUUUACAUACAGAUGCUAUUAUCAAUGAUAAGAAACCAUCUAGAUUUUCGAUGAUUAAUCUUCCUGAUCAAGAAUAUAAACAGAAUGAAAUUGUGAAGAAGAUUCUGAAUCAAUCUGAUUUAUUUGAUUUAUCAGUAGGACAUGUUAUUAAUUGUCAUGUUCUUCGUCGUGAACAAUCAAACGAUUUAUUCACUCAGAAUAAUGGUGAUCUAUUGACUAAAGAUGAUCUAAUAUUAUUUACCAUUCAUCAUGCUUGCUUUGAUGGAGCAUCGACACCAAUCUUCAUUCGUGAUCUUUCUCUUGCUUAUCAGUGUAAUGACUUGCUUCUUAUAGAUAACAAUUCAUUACAAUAUAUUGACUAUUCUAUUCAUGAACACAUAAUGGAUAUGACAUUAUCUCAAGAGUUUUGGCAAUUAGAACUCAAAGGAUAUAAUCUUACACGUCAGUUAUCACUACCUGUUGAUCGACUACGUUCAUCAGCUGAUCAACACCGAUCAGGUUUAGCUUCUUCAGCUCAAAUCACUUUUGAUGAUGGAAUAUGUGCAUCAUUUCUAAACUAUGCAUCAUCACAUCAUCUUACACUUUUUCAACUUGGAUUAUCUAUAUUUUAUGUUUUUAUAUUCAAACUAACUCAUGGUGAGACUGACUUAUGUAUUUCUUCUAUCAAUGCUAAUCGAUAUCGAAGUGAACUAGUGAAUAUGAUAGGAAUGUUUGUAUCAACAUUACCAUAUCGUGUUGAACUUGACCCGCAUUGGUCAUUUGAUGAGGUAGUUAAAUAUGUCCAAGAAAAAUGUUUAUCAAUUCUUGAACAUUCUCAUUAUCCACUUCAACAUAUUCUUAGUGAUUUGCAUCUCACUCAAUCGAAUGUAUCAUUUCUUGAAACAAUGUUUGAUUUUAUCACUUUAUCAGAAGACGAUAAUGAUUUAUGUUUGAAUGGUGUUAAUCUAGAGCAAGUGUCGUUAAAUGAAUUAUAUGAAAUGGCUAAAUUUGACUUUUCA
Molecule: messenger RNA, 2472 nt
Organism: Adineta steineri
Lineage: Eukaryota; Metazoa; Rotifera; Eurotatoria; Adinetida; Adinetidae
Source: the annotation of a GenBank genome assembly